AUGAAUCUAUUAUAAUAGUUUUAUUCGUUUUUAGUUUGUUUACAAAUAGCAAGAUGUUAUGAUUCUCGAUUCUACAACACUGACUUACCAAUAUAUGAACCAUUUCCUUUAUCAGUGAUUAAUCCAACUACGAGUCUUUGCAAGAAUGGUUCUACUGAUGUGAUGUCUCUAUUUAACUCUAAUUAGUAAAAUUUUCUUGCUCUAAAUCUCUAACUAUGUGGCUUCGCUAUCUAUAAUAUCACAGAUAAGUAAAAUAGUAUCUAAAUUGUGCAAUUCUUUCCUUACUAACCCUAAAAAGGUCAAGUCUUAUCAUUAAGUAAUACAGAUUCCUAAAAUUAUCUAUGGGUUGGAUACACAACAGGACUAUUUGAAAUUUAUGAUAUUUCAAAACUAAAUUUUCCUCUUGUUCUAUCGUAAAAUUUAACUAGCUCAAGUGGUAACGAUAUUCUAAAUAAAGUUAUUUAAUUUCCACAAUAUAAUUUGACAUUUUUAGCAUGUUAAAAUAACUUUAAACUUAUAACUUGGUAAUAAAAUUAACUCACCAUACAAAAAGAAGUAGAACUAUCAGAUUGGAAUAUUGUUAAAAUAAGGUUUGCAUUUAAGUAAACUUUCCUUGUUGUGCAAGGAUUUACUUCUAUUCACUUUUAUUAAUAACCAGUAUCUAGUAUACAAUAAGGUAAUCUUAACUAUUAUUGCUCUUUUAACCCCAGUUCUGCUUAUGUUCUAAGUUCUUUUGAGGUCAUAUAAGAAACAAUACUUGUAAUUUAAGUAUAAUUAUACAAGUAUAUCAUGGUUGAUAUCUCAGAUUUUAUAUAGUCUUAUAAUGGAAAAACUUGUGAUAAAACUAAAAUAAAAUACCUUGAUACCUAUCCAUCAGAUCCUCUCGGUAAUUUCUUUGCCCUGUCUAAAGAUCAAAAAUUCUUAUAUACCUAACAAAGCUCGAUAGGAGUGUUAGUUUUUGAUGUGAGCAAACAAAAGCUUGAAACAUUCUAAAUAAUAAAAACAGAAGGAACAUGUGGAGAUGUUUAGUUAAGUGAUGAUGAAAACUAUCUGUUCUAUUCCAAUUGGUUUGAUACUAAAAUCUUUAAAAAGACCUAGCCCAAUUUGAACUUGGAUAUUCCCAACCUCCUCUUAAAUUCAUAUCAAUUAGUCAGCUAUACUUUCUACAAGACUGGAAGUGGAAGCUUUGAUAAUCAAAUCAUUUAUGAAGAACCGUCUGAUAUAUUGUAUAUGACACGAAAGGAUCAAGGAAGCGCUAUUUUUAAAUAUCAAGGAGAAGGAGUGUUGGAUUUAAUUUCUCUAGUAGAUAAUGGAAUACCAAAUAUUUCUAUAUCCUAUUAAGCGAGAGUACCCGGUACAAACAUAUUUUAUUAAAGUAGAGAAAUUUUAGGACUUUAAAUAGUAGAUUAUACUGAUAUAGCUAAUCCUAAGGUUUUAAAGACAAAUAUUAGCUUAGGAUUUAAAACUUUUAAGUUCGAAUAAAUAAUAUUUAAUAAAGCAGGAACAUUAGGUUUUGUUGCAAAUAUAAUAGGUGUUGUUAUUAUCAGCAUUCAAGAUAUUCUAAAUCCUUAGGUUUUGUCAUAAGUUAACACAUCUAACUACCUAGGAGGAGAUUUAAGUCUCUAUAAAUUCUCAAUAUCUCAUGAUGAAAAAACCCUUCUCCUGUUUCCUGAAUUUUACGGCAUAGUAUUUGCAGAUAUCACAGAUCCUCUUAAUCCAUACUUCCUUUUCAAAAUUUAUCUUGGAAACAUUUACUUCCUUUAACAAACUUAAGAUAGCUAAUACCUAGUCUGCGGUGUCGGAUAUUAAGGAGUUUUUAUUUACUAAAUUAAUUAAGACAGAAGCUUAACUUUACUUUCUUAAGUACGUAUUAAAGGUGUUAUUUACUUUUAAUGGUUGAUAUACAACGACAACUAUUUAAUAGUCACAACAGCAGAAAUUGAUUCCAUUAUAUUAGUUAGUUUAGUUGAUAAGAAAAAUCCUGAAAUCAUAUAAAUUAUUCCUUUAGCUCAUAACGAUCCUAUUUACUGGCUGCUUCCAUCAUAAGACUAGUCAUUUUUGUUUGCCUCUGCAUAAAAAGCUCUGUACUAGUAUUUUAUUUAGAGCUAAAUUAUAAUUCACUCUUAAGUCUAUAAGCUAGUUUCUAUACCGAACUCUAAUUAGUUUCUUCGUUAAUUACUUCAAAAAGGACAGCCAUUCCAAGUAGGUGACAUCAUUUAAAUUUAUCUAGUUAACAUUUAUUAGACAAAAGAUGUCAGAAUAUAAGAGGCUUUCUAUUAUUAAAAUUUUGUGAUUUAAGGUUUACCAAGUUGGAUACAAUAUUCUCCUUCGGAUUAAGUAUUGAGCAUUUAAGCGUCAAAAGAAGCAUUAAUAGCAGAUACAAAUGGUUAAUAUCUAUCAAAAACUCUAUAGUAGAUUAUAUUUUUGAGUUAUUAAGGGUUAGGUGAUGAUGCUUUUACUAAUGUGAAUUUAAAUAUUAGUUCAGAUGAUUCCAUAAAUAUUAAGUAGAUCUGUAUGAGAGCUGGGUAUCUAGAUAAAUCUGGAUUUGUUUCUUCUACUUAUUCCCCUCAAAAUGAAUUCAGUUUAGCAGAUAAUUAAUAUUCACAAGUAGUUCUUCAAAAAUGGAAUUAAACCUAAGUCCAACUGCAAUCAGUACUAGAUUUUAUUUAGUUCACUUUGAACUAAAAUAUAAUAAACUACGUAAUAUAAUUUUAUAUAGAGCCGUCUUUAGUAGUUGAUUUAAAAAAUUCAACAAAUAUCAUUUCUUCUAACUAAAAUUAAGUGAUAGUAACUCUUCAAGUGACAAACGGGUUGUUUGUUAAUAAACUUUAUCCAGGUAUUUUAGUGCUUAUAAAUUCUGAAUAGAAUAUAAUUUAGUUGCAAGGCUCUGUUUCUAGUGUAAACUCAGUAUUAGCAAAUACAAUCAAAUUAUCGUUAACAGAUAAAUCACUGUUUAAUUCUACAAUAACAGAUGUAACAAUAGAUGAUUAAAUAAAUUAUAAAUUUGUUUAAACUCUACCAUUAAGCCAGGCAACAUUUAUAUCUCUGUAAUCACCAGUUACAGUAUAGAGUAGUCUCCAAGAUGAUUUAAAUUAAUAGUAUCCAAAUGCAUAGCUUGCUGUUUAAACACCCUUUAAUUACAAAAUGAGUGAAUCAGUUUUUAAAUGCGUAGAUUCGAGUUCUCUCUAAUACAAAGCAAAAGUAUCGAAAGGAGAUGGUAACUUUGAAGAAAUACCUGCAGGCUAUUGGCUAUCUUUUUCUUCUAAUGAGAGGACCUUGAUAGGGACUCCUCAAACCAAUUUAUUUAAUUAAUAAUUUACAAUUUAAAUAGAGGCUACAGAUGGAUACACAACAGCGAAAGAUUAGGUGAUAAUUACUGUAUCAAUAAUUCCAUUUUUCCUAGUGUUGUAAAUUAUUAUUUAGAUCCUUGGACCAGUUUUAGGAAUAUUAGGUGUAUGGAAAUAUAGAACAAUAUUUUAUAAUAUAAUGUUUAAGCGUUUCCUUAUUUACUCAAAGGAAAUAGUACAUGUGUCUGAGUACUAUGAAAAGAAAAUUAUAAUAACUGAUAAUAUGCUAGAUAUAUCUCUUUAAUUGUGGAAGCCUGUAGAAAAUUAACUUUUAUUAAAAUUUGUUUAAUUAGAAAUGAGUCAAGCUUACUAAUCCAAUAAAAUACAUCACAUAAUUACUAAUAAAUAUGGUGGUGAUUUUAUAGAAAAAAGUGAAAACAACAUGACCUUUGUUGAGUAACUUUAAAAAUCAGUAAAUUAUAAUUAUGAUUAUGAGUAGGAAGAUUAAAUUAAUUAAGAGAUAGAUACUAAAAAUUAAUAAAAGAAGAAUAAUUAAUAGUAGGACAAAACUUUAAAUUUUUCAACCCACUAUUAGCAGAAUUAAAAAAAUAAUAACCCCAAUUAGAGUAAAUAUGAGGUAAAUAAUUCUCUUUAGAGUAAAAAGAUUCAAACAUAGCAGAGCAUGCAUACUUCUGCUUUAGUAAAAUAAAUUAAUGUCAAUGAAAGAAUGAGAGUAUCAUCUACAAUAAAAUAAAGCUAAAACCAGUAGUUAUUUUUGUUAAAUGGAGAAAUCAACUUUGAUUUUAUUAAAAAAUAAGUUCUUCAAAAUCAUGAUAGAAUAACAUAAAAAGAACGAAUGGUUAAUCAAACUCUCCUGAAAUAGUUGAAUACCGAAGAGUCAAGACUAUCUACUAUGUUAAAGUGUUUAGCAGCAGAAUAUUUUAUAGAAUGUUCUCCUCUUUGCACAAAUUUAGUAAAUUUAUUGAAGCAAAAAGCUCUUCAUAUUUAUAAAGAAAUAGAUUGGUAUAGAGCAUAUGUGAAAGUGUAAGUUAAAGAGAAAGUUUUGGAAACAAAUUUUCCAACAUAUUUGCUCGAAGAGAAUUCUGUUAGAUUAGCGCUUUACGAAAUCUCAGAAGACAUGUAAAAAGAGUAAAUUUAGUAAUCAAAUUCUACUUAAAAGUAAUCCGAAAAUAAAUUUUUUAAAGAAGUAAUUAUUUAUUUACCUCUUAUCGAACAAUAUUUAUUUGCUGAAGCACUUGGAGUUACCAACAAAAAGAGAAAAUUCUUCGAAGUAUCGAAGGGAGAUUGUUUCCACUGCUAUUCCUUUUAGAUUCGUUCUAUAAAAUGCUAUGAAAAAAGUGUUAUGUUUAACUGCUGCGUUGGACUCUAAGAGUUUUUUGGGCUUAAUUAAGUUGAGAAAGGUUUAUCAGAGAAUUAAAUGCUACCAGAAUGGAUGCAAAUAGAUUCAUAAAAAACUGAAAUUACUUUGAAAGGGACUCCUGAUAAAAAGCAUGUCGGAGAGUCUAGAUUCAAAUUUUAUGAUCUAGAUGGCUAUCUGAUAAGACAGUUUGAUCUCUAAGUCUUACCAAAAAGAAGAUAAUUUGAUUAAGAAGAAGAAGAAUAUUAGAUUCAACAAAUAGAAAUUCAGGUUGAGAGAAAAAAAGAAUAAAGUUCAAUAAAUGAUGACACUACGAGAAGAAAUUUGCUUUUAGAUCAAACAAGCGAGGAUACUACAAGAAAAAAUGCAAUUUUAGAUUAAACUAGAGAUGAAACUACAAGAAAAAAUGUUAAUCUAAAUAAAUCUAACAGUUCUGAAAAAAUAUAAUAAAAUUUAUAAUCAUUGUCAAAUUCACACAAUAUGUAAAUUAUAAGCGAUAAAGUUUUAGAGCUUGAAGAAUAAAUUCCUUAAAUAAAAAAUUCAGGAAAAUUUAAGAGCACUGACAGAAAUCUUAGUGAUCAUAAUAUACCAGAAAAUUUAACUUAAAACUAAUGA
This is a messenger RNA of Tetrahymena thermophila SB210, 5280 nucleotides long. RefSeq lists its product as hypothetical. The record is from RefSeq and is a predicted model, not a curated record. The transcript is spliced from 2 exons. NCBI's taxonomy places the organism in Eukaryota, Ciliophora, Oligohymenophorea, Hymenostomatida, Tetrahymenidae. Gene Ontology annotation, cellular component: membrane. Gene Ontology annotation, molecular function: calcium ion binding.